AUGCCUACCUUCCACUCUCAUUCUUCCGGGACAUUGUUGGAAGAGCCGUCCAGGAGGAAAAGAUCUUACCACGAUUUUCUUCAUUCUGAAAGCCGUACCACAAGUCCGUCAUCCUCACCACCCCGCUUGAGGUUCAGCAUAACUCCCUCACCUUCCAACCUUUCGAGCAUGUCACGGCCUUCUCCCAUGCCUCCCCGAAGAUUUAUUGGUGAUGGCUUUGACUACCGCAGACCAGUCAUGUCCACCAGCGGAAAUCAGCAAGCAGCACAGACGUCGACACCAACACCUGAUGUGAUAGAUCUCACAGACGAUUCCGACAGUCUCCAGACACAACCGAUCUUGCGAAGAACUUCAGCUGAGAGGAAUAGCCCCGAUCAUAGACCUGGAGACGUUAGAAUUUGGGGAUGCGGCAGGGGGCCAAACGGGCCAUUGAUGGUGAGCGACAAUGAAUUUCUAGCACUCUUCCAAGAGCCUCCUAGCAGUCCUGGGUUUGAGAUUUUGGGGGAGAGAUCUGUACGUCCUGAGCCACCGCCGCCGCCGAGAAGAAGCGUUGCCGAAAGGAGACCGACUCCAUACGUGACUGAAGAGGAACAGGAGGCUGCAGAAGCACCUCCAUUACCACCAGCGCCGGCAUUUCGUGGUUUGCCUUAUGGGCUAGCGAGUUGGAUUGUACAUGCAGGGACGCGCCUUGCUGGUGAGCGCAACGUGCCGCAGGAAGGCCUAUCGAAUCGUUACACCUAUUCUAAUGGCGUCUAUACCCAAGUUCCUCAGUACAACAGUGGAAACAGCUGGCAGCAGCCCCAGCCCCAACUUCAGUUGCCUAGAAUUUCUGCUCUGGACGCGUUCCAGCGACCUCGCCUGAACUACGAGGCUCAGGGUUUCGAACUUAUUGGUGCUGCUCAUACGUCACCACCACCACCACGCCCAUCAUCUCCGUACAAAGCCCCACGUACCUCCGCCCCCGGAUUCACUCGGAAAGUUGAAGAGGAUGACAUCGUGGUGUGUCCGCACUGUGGCGAUGAGCUGGGAACCGGUGAUGGUGACCUGAAGCAGCAAAUCUGGAUCGUCAAGCAAUGCGGACAUGUCUACUGUGGUGAAUGCGCUAUGAAUCGUCAUGUGGGCAAGAGCAAGAAGACGGCACCCCAGGCCCAGGGCAAACCGGAGCCUUUCAAGUUGUGCGUGGUGCAAGACUGUAAGAAGCCUGUCACUUCGAAGACCGCUCUGUUUCAGGUCUAUCUGUGA
Molecule: messenger RNA, 1242 nt
Organism: Endocarpon pusillum Z07020
Lineage: Eukaryota; Fungi; Ascomycota; Eurotiomycetes; Verrucariales; Verrucariaceae
Exons: 4
Coding region: 1-1242 (413 amino acids)
Cellular component (GO): SUMO-targeted ubiquitin ligase complex
Molecular function (GO): ubiquitin-protein transferase activity
Source: RefSeq, a predicted model, not a curated record